Anolis carolinensis (green anole) is the source of this 8261-nucleotide messenger RNA. It is a transcript of the gene pcgf2, whose product is annotated as polycomb group ring finger 2. Gene Ontology annotation, cellular component: PRC1 complex. The record is from RefSeq and is a predicted model, not a curated record. Lineage: Eukaryota; Metazoa; Chordata; Lepidosauria; Squamata; Anolidae. The transcript has 8 exons. Gene Ontology annotation, molecular function: promoter-specific chromatin binding. The coding region runs from base 664 to 1584 and encodes 306 amino acids. Gene Ontology annotation, biological process: negative regulation of transcription by RNA polymerase II.
AUGGCCACUUGAUGUGCCUCCUCUCCCUUGGAGAGGGCCAUGCGGCCCGUUCGUGUCCCAUUUUCCAGCCAUGGCAGCUCAAUGUGGCAUCAAACUGCAUUCAUUGUACAAUGUAGAUGCAGCCUCAAUGGAAAUCUUCCCCACGGAGAUGUUUCUUGAAAAUUAAUGAUGAAGCUGAACUUCAAGUUAAUGAGAAAUAAUUGUCUUUGGACAACGCCGGCUCUUCGGCUUAGAAAUGGAGAUGAGCACCAACCCCCAGAGUUGGUCACGGCUGGACUUAAUGUCAGGGGAAACCUUUACCUUUACCUUUAUCAUGUGUUUAUACUUGCCCAAUGCAGUGAGAUGGACAAAGAACACACACAUCAGCAAGUUUGAAAAAAGUAACUGCCAAGCGCUGGGGUUCUGUGGAUGUGCAACUGAAUGGGCAGUUGCUGAGAAAUGAGAGAUGGAGCUGUUUCCAGCCAUCCCAGAGGCCUUUGGUUUGUCACUGUGGGAAACAAGAUGUUGGACAGGAUUGGCCUUUCUUCUGAGCUCAAUACGCUCUUCUUAAAUCCAGGGACAGCGCUCGUCUUUCUUGGCACUGAAAAUAGGUUAUUGGGCUAAAUGCUUAAAAUGUCACUGCUCAAUUUAAACCGCAGGAGAGAGUGAACUCUGUGUUUUGAAAUGCAGAUUGCUUCUUCUUGCCGCAGCCUCUGGUAUCACCUAUUACAUUUGCGGAGAUCAGAUAAAACCCUACAAGAUAUAGUGUACAAACUGGUUCCGGGACUAUUCAAAGAUGAAAUGAAGAGGCGACGUGAUUUCUAUGCAGCAUAUCCUCUGGCUGAAGUUCCUAAUGGAUCCAAUGAAGACCGGGGAGAGGUUUCGGAACAAGAGAAAGGGAACCUAUCGGAUGAUGAAAUUGUCAGCUUAUCUAUAGAAUUCUAUGAAGGAAUCAGAGAAGAAAACAAAGGAAUGGUUGAAAAUGGAAACCUGGAUAAAGACAAAAAGAACAGCAUGAGGUUCCUCCGUUGUCCUGCCGCCAUGACCAUCAUGCACCUGGCCAAGUUUCUCCGCAACAAGAUGGAUGUGCCCAGCAAAUACAAAGUGGAAGUUCUCUAUGAAGAUGAGCCUCUGAAAGAAUAUUAUACACUCAUGGACAUUACUUACAUCUAUCCUUGGCGAAGGGUGAGUGACGAGGGAAACCCUCUUAUUAAAGAAGUACAUCUUUCGGAAAUACUCAAGAAUGGUCCUCUUCCCUUGAAGUACCGGGUCCAGCCAGCCUGCAAGAGGCUAAAGCUGUCCUCCCAGCCUCCCCAUUCAGAAUGCACCAACACCAGUGGUGCGUCCGAGUGUGAAUCCGUCAGCGACAAGGCUAACAGCCCUGCCACCUUGCCGGCCACCACCUCUUCCUCCUUGCCCAGCCCGGCCACACCUUCGCAUGGCUCCCCAAGCUCCAACACCACCACUGUGAGCAUCCCUGCCAACUCUUCCUCUGGCGCCAUGCUCAAUGGCUCCUCCUCGAACUGCCACCAGAUGCAGCCCUUGGCCAGCAGGGGACGCAAGACCAUGGUGAAUGGUGGUCCAGCGAUGUCUGCUUUGACUUAAAAAGGAAAGAAUGGCUCCUUUCCCCUCCUUGUUGCCAGAUCCUGGGUUUUAUAAAUAAGUAUAUUAUUAUGUGUAGAUAGGGGCAGUGGUGGGUGGGUUGGGGAAAUUAUACAUACUUAUUUUCUAUUGAUUGGUUCGAUUUAAUUUAAGAAAAAAAAUAAUGCAAAAAGAGACAAAAAAAUCCACGGUGUCCUCCCCCUUUUUUAAUUUUUCAAAAAGCAGAAAAUGUGCUCACGUAACUGCAUGGUGGCAUCUGUUGUAAAAGCUGCAGCGCUUUCUUGUUAAUAAUUUUUUAAAAAGCAAAUAAACGUGUGCCCUCGAUUUAUAGCGAAACUAACUGCACAGCCCUAGAGUGAGAGAGAAAGAGAAAAACGCACAGCCUUAAACCUGCCAGACUUUUCUUUCCUAGAAGCACACGUGGCUUUCGUGUUGUCUUUUUGUCAUAGUAGCCCGACUUCUGAAUGCCUCAAGCACACAUUCUCACGCCAUUUACACUGCCUUUCGGGGUUCAUAUUCCCAUAUCUACCUCUCAUGGCCUCUGCUCCAAACCCUGAAAGGACCAAGGCCCUUUCUACACUGCCAUAUAAUCCAGAUAAUCAACGCGAUUAAUCCACAUCUGCUUUGAACUGGAUUAUAUGAAUCUACAUUACCAUAUAAUCCAGUUCAAAACAGAUAAUCUGGAUUUGAUAUGGCACUGUAGAAGGGACCAGUCAACCCAUUCCCAAAUACUGGGAGUUACAGUCUUAAAAAGGAACAUUUUCCCAAGCUCUGAGUGCUCCUCGAGGCCCCUUCCACACAAAUGAAUAAAAUCCCACAUUAUCUGCUUUGAACUGGAAUAUAUAUGGCAGUGUGGACUCAGAUAACCCAGUUCAAAGCAGAUAUUGUGGAUUUUCUGCCUUGAUAUUCUGGGUUACAUGUCUGUGUGGAAGGGCCCUGAGUCUUGUGCUAAGCACAUAUUUCUUGGAGUAGUAAUUUAUUAUUUUUUUCAUCCUUUUUCACUUGUGCACAAUGUCUCUGCCUGCUUAUUGUCUUUCGAAGCAUGCAUGCACUUCACGUUUAACCCAGUUGACUUAUUUUCCUACCAUAGAAUAUAGGAAAUAUUGGGGUGAGUUCUUUCUUAGGCCCCUUCCACACUGCCCUGUAUCCCAGGAUCGGAUCCCAGAUUAUCUGCUUAUCCCAGAUUAUAUGGCAGUGGAGACUCAUACAGUCUAGUUCAAAGCAUAUAACCUGGGAUCAGAUCCCAGAAUCACUUUAGUUAGAAGUGGCAUUCUCCACAUUUAGAGGCAGCCUGUAUGUAAGUGAUAGGUGCUAUAGACCAAGCAUGGGCAAACUUUGGACCUCCAAGUGUUUUUUUUUAACUUCAAAGGCUGAUUUGUGGGAGUCCAAAAACACCAGGAGUGCCAAAGUUCACUCAUGCCUGCAAUAGACUAACAGCAGAGAUUAGUAACUCUAUGCCCAAGUAUAUUUGGCAGAUCAUGUUUGACUGCUAGAUGAACACAUUCACUUCCUUGGCGUGGACUUGCGGUAGCUGAAUGUGUUUUAAAUUGACAGUGUAGAUGUAACUCAAGUUUGUAUUUCCAAGAAUAACUGGAACAUGCAAAACCUGAAGUCUAGACCAUGGCAAUGUCUCCCAUUUUGAAGCUUUCAAAAAUGUGCUUCUUGACUCUAUGGAAUCCACCGAAAGUAGGAUGUGUGUCCAUCUAACCCUUGUGUUUGUCAUUACUGGACAUGCUCGCAGAGCUUGGAAAGGUUACCUUUUGGACAACCCCCAGGCCUCUUCUAUACUGCCAUAUAAAAUCCAGAUGAUCUGCUUUGAACUGGAUUAUAUGGCAGUGUAGACUCAUAUAAUCCAGUUCAAAGCAGAUAAUGUGAUAAUCUGAAUUAUAUGGCAGUGUACAAGAGGUAUUUAGGGCCCCUUCUACACUGCCAUAUAAUCCAGAUUGUUAGAGCAGAUAAUCGACAUUAUUUUCUCUGAACUGGGUUAUAUGGGUCCACACUGCCAUAUAAUAAUAAUAAUAAUAAUAAUAAUAAUAAUAAUAAUAAUAAUAAUAACAACAACAAUAAUAAUAACAACAACAACAACAACAACAACUUUAUUCUUAUACCCCGCCCCAUCUCCCCAAAGGGACUCGGGGCGACUUACAUGGGGCCUUGCCCAACACAACAAUAUAACAAAAACAGCAAAACAAUAAACAAAUAUCCCAACAAUAAAACAUCAGCAUCAAUAAAAGUCAUAAAAAACCAACAUACAAAAUAAAAUGUUAAAAAUAGGAAACGAAUACACGGAUCCAGUUUAAAUCAGAUAAUCUGGAUUUUAUAUGGCCGAGUAGAAGGAGCCUAUGAGUUCUAGUCACCCAAAAGUAACUUCCCCCAAUUCUGCAUGAUUACAGACAGAGUCAGCUCAUUCCAAAUAUUGGGAUGGAAAUUGUAAGGAACUUGAUGUGGCCGAGGAUGGAAUCCCCUUUGAAUCCCCUCAGCUUUGCCACCAAUAUGUACGGAGGUGAGGUGUCUGACAGGAAUGUGUGUCAGAGAUGGAACCCUUUUGAUCCCACACACGCACACACACAGGUACCACCACUUAAUAAAGAUGUUUUAUGAGAGAUGAUGUUAAUUAAUUAUUUGUUUGAUUUAUCUUCUUCUUCGCUGCCACCAAUGGAGACGUCAGGCAGAUGGUACUGGUUCUUAUAAGCUUUCUCUAUUUGUUCCACUUCAGGUGUUGAUGUUACUUAACUUAAUAUGAGAGUAUGACAGAGGCUUAGUUAGAAUAAAAUCAAAACAAGUUUAUUGCAGGUACAGAGCUUGAUGGUUUCAGAUAGCUUGGUAAAGGCACUUCACUUAAUGGUUACAAACGGUUAUGAGGUGGUUAAACUUUCAAAAUACUUCUUUCUUUAAGUUACACUAAACCCUGAUCCUACUGGAUCCCCUGGGAUUAAUGUCCCCUAAUCCACAGACUCUACAACUGACCCUAGACAAAUCACCUAACUUGCCUAGUCUGGUCUAUCCUAAAUCUGACUCAAAUCUCUCUAUUUAAGUCAACCUGAUUCUCCACACAAGAAUCAGAUCCUUCCCUGUGACUAGAAAAUCACAGACUCCUAAAAUAAAUCCUUUUAUUUUAGGCCUGACUCAAAUUCUUCUGAGUCACCCUGAUUCUCCACCUGAGAAUCAGUUCCUUCACUGUGAAUGGAAAUCACAGACUGCCCUUGGGUUUUAAAAUAUUCCCCCUUCUCCUUUCCAGGCGGCGGUUGGCUCCGCCCCUGUUGCUAUGGUAACCUGCUCUGGCAUUCUAAGAUGGCUACCUUUCCCCAUACAUAAUGUCAAUUCAAAUACUCACCAUUUUAACUUAGCCAAACCUGGCUGUAUAAACAAAAUCCAAUAAACAUGUCAUCUAUAAACAAAAUAUAAUUAUACACUUCUUCACAGAAAUACGUUACCAUUCUAAGAAUUUGUUCUAUAUGUUUUUUCACUUUCUUUCUUUUUUUAAAAAAAGCAUGUAAAUCAAGUUUAAAAAUAAAUAUAGUGCCUUUGAAAAGGAAACUUUAUUUAUUAACACGUGGAGGCAACAGACCAGCUUUGUGCUUUUAACUGUGAGGUGGGGAAAGAUAGAAAUCUUUUCUUUUGCUAACUUGCAAAACUGCCAGGUGGAGACGCACAACUUCCAGUGAGAAGAGUUAUAUUCUUCUGUCAGCUUGAAUCCUCUUGCCUUUUUCUUAUGCAGGAAAAAUAAAUCUAGAACAAUUCUCCCUUCCCUUUUGCUUGUAGGGUAGGAAGGGCUAACUUGACCCAAGCACAUUUUAUAUCCCUGGAUGUCGAAACCUUUUAAUCAUAUUUCCCCCUCCUGGUAGACUCCUGAGAGCAACUGAAUCCCACAAGGCAACCAAUAAGAUGGAUUUGGGGUCUUUUCAAAAAUUUAGUUACAAUGCUAUGAUUCUACUUUAACAGCCAUGGCUAUCCUAUGGAAUCUGGGGUUUUAUAGUUUGAAGAAGCAUCAGUGCUUUCUGAGAGACACUCUCUAUCAAGAGCAAAUUCUUGGAUUUUACAGGAUGCAUCCAUGGAAAUUAAUAUGGAAUCAUCGUGCUACAAUUUUAUAGUAUGGACCAAACCCACUUUUAUAGGUAGGUAUGCCUGGGGCCAAGGAGACAUAGCAGAGGAAAGCAUGUUCAGCAAGCUGGCAAUGUAUCUGUGCGCCUCAGGCCUUUUCACCCACAUGUUGCAAACUUUUGAACAAAGUCAUGCCAACCCACUAAGUUGAGUGCAAGUACUUGGAUUAUCCUACUUAACAGAAGCACUAGAAUAGGAAAAAGUGAAGCUUCACUAGAUAUAUGUCGGACCUUGCACAAUGUGAUGUUUUAAAAACAAUGCAUCCCUCCCCACUCCUACUUUUCAUUAGCUAUACAAUAUUUUGAUAAAUAGUCCUAGCAUAUUCAAACGUCCCCAUAGAGCAGUGGUUUUCAACCUGUGGUUCCCCAGAUGUUUUGGCCUUCAACUCCCAGAAAUCCUAACAGCUGGUAAACUGGCUGGGUUUUAUGGGAGUUGUAGGCCAAAACACCUGGAGAACCACAAAUUGAGAACCACUGCCAUAGAGGCAACAGCAUCCAACUUGCCUUGUUGGGUCAGACCAAAGGUCUGACUGAGAUCCAAAGAAUGGCUUGGGUUUAUGGCGGAUGGAGCUUUCUGUAGCCAAGUAGAGUAGUGUAGACUGUUCUUUCUCCCAAUAGCUGAUAUUUCUAUCUUCGUUGACACAUCUCAAAUUGUUUGCCCAUACCCAAUAAACAAUUCUGAGAAAUGGUGGAGGAUGCUGUCCUGGAGUCAGUCAAGUCAAUAUGUGUAAUGUGUGGAGGCACCGUUUUGUAUUUCAAUUUGAAUUGGGCCUGCCCGAUUGCUUUCCCUUUUAGCUGCAAGACAUGGUGAUAACAGGCAUGUUCUCUUGGGGAAAUUGUGGCUUACCAGGCCAAUAAUCACAGGAAGAAUAUAUCCAUGCCUCUGAGUUUGCGAACCUUUGUCAUUCCAAAUCUUUUGACCAACAACAUAUGGAAGCAGAGGCACCUUUGACGUACCCAAUGAAAUCCACAGAAGAAAUGGGAGACACAUCUCAAGGUGGUCCAAAGAUGGUUGUUUCAUUAGCAAAAGAAGCCUGAUGCAUUUUAGCUUGUGUAGACUCUUAAGGCCGCCUUCAGUGCCUAUAUAAAACCGGAAACAGAUUUCAAAAACCUUCAAACCUUAGCCUUUGCUCACAUGUUGUCACUUCUCCAGUAAAUAGUUUGAGAGGUCCUUGUUGAGAAGGUUCUGAACUUUGACAUUAAAUAUGUAUGUACAGGCCCUAAAUGAUGUAUUGAUAAUUAUGAUUUUAUGUAAUGUGAUGUCAUGUAUUUAUGUUUUAGUUGAGAUACGUCUCCAUUUCUUUUGUGGGUCAACAACCUAUUGUGGCAGACAGAAAGACUGUUCAGAGUUGUGGCCCCAAAUCUCUGAAGACUAAAAGUUCUUCACACUUGCCAUGUACCCAGAGCAUAUCCUGAAACCCAGCACCCCCAAAUGUAUUUUGUUGGAUUCUCUUACAACGAGGAAUAUUUUUUUUCUAAGAUGCUCUUUCCAACUCCCCUCUCUUUUCACUAGUUGUCUUUUCUCCAUGGUGCUGAUUGAGCACUCCUUGUUCCUUAUUAUUCCUCAAUUGUUUUUGAUAACUUUAUGCUUACAAAAAAAGGAAGGACCAACGUUGAUGGUUCCUUCUCUCACCGUUUUGUGUUUUUCGUCAGCAGUUGUCAGAGUGCCGCAAAGUCAAGACACGGUUUGUAGGGUAGGUGAAAACAGAUCACAACUUCCCAGUUUGACCCACUUGGUUGAUGUAGAAGUGGCCGUUGCUAUGUUUUGAAGAGAAGUACAUUCAGCAUGGGAACUGUUUCCCAUAUAGUUUUAAGGGUCUAGUUAGAAUCUACAAGCCUGCUUUAAAAAAGGAGGAAUUUUGUCGUGAUCACACUAAAACAGUCUGCUAACAAAUGGUUACUACAAAUACGACUUUGUUUGGAUCCCUCUUUUUGUAGUUUGCUGAGUGUGGCUGGGCUAUACCUCUCAAUGGGCCUGAUGUAGUUUUGUGGCCUCCUCCUGAGCAGAGGUCCAGGAGGCCUAGUGAAGGCAAUAAAUAUUCUUUUCCAAGCCAGCACCCUCCAGAUGUCUUGAGCUACAAACUUCUUCAUUUCCAGCUGGCUGGGGAACAUAGGGUUUGUAGACCAACACCUCUGGAGGUCACUAGGUUGGGAAAGACGACACAACAAGAACAGCAACACAUGUAGUAAUGUUUUCUCUCCUUUCCCUGUUGCCUCAGAUUGAGAUUUCGAUGUCACGUUCAUGGCAAUAUGCCUCGCUUAAGAUUUUGCUGGACCUUGAGAAAUCCAAAAAAGGUUUCCCUACCUGCUCGUUCUCUUUGUAUAUACUGAGUAAACUGACUAAGGCAAUGAAAGGGCCUCAUGGAUGUUUCUCCCUUUCCCUCCUCCUUGUUCCCUCCUCACCUUUUUGUACAUUUUUUUAAUAUGGUACAAGCCAAAUUGCUCUGUAUGUUUGCCAAUCUGUACGAUGUUUUAAUGUGCUGUAAUAUAUUCUGAUAUUCAUAUAUUGUUAUUGGUUAAAACAUUUGUAUCAAUAACACAGUUUGUAAAUGGUAAUAAAUGCUACAGCUUUGUCCUUCA